CGAGUUAAAGCAAACGUUUUCCGUGUUCCCGAGAACUGCAACCGAUAAGCCCAGGUGUGUAGUGUCCAAAUAUCAGAAUAGAUUGCCCGACGAACUGGAUGCCGCUUAGUGUCCAUCCAGAACACCCUGCUGAGACCACACAUACCUUAACCUUACCCAAUCGUGACCCUCCUCCGAAAGUCCGCGACAUGUACGCUGCUGUGAAGCCGCUGUCCAAGUAUUUGCGCUUGAAGUCGGUGCGCAUCUACGAUCCGAUCUUCACACUGCACUCCAAGUGCACUGUCGUCCUCCUGCUGACCUGCACCAUUCUGCUGUCGGCGAAGCAGUACUUCGGGGAACCGAUUCUGUGCAUCAGCUCCGAGAAGCAAACGGAAUACGUGCAGUCGUACUGCUGGACCAUGGGCACCUACAUCUUGCCGUCGGAGAGCGAGGUCCUGGGCAGCGGCAGUAGCUGGGACUUUUCCUCCUAUACCGGCGGGGACUACAAUAUGAGCAGCCUGCGGGCACUGAUGGCCAAGAACCAAUACUAUGCCCGGUUGCUGUCCAUUGCCGAGGGCGUCGGACCGGAAACGCGCGGGGUGACAAAGCGCUUGUAUCUCCGCUACUACCAGUGGGUCUUUAUGAUCCUGCUCUUCCAGUCGGUCCUAUUCUACUCGCCCUCGUACCUCUGGAAGGUGUGGGAGGGGCAGCGCAUGAAGCAGCUGUGCUGCGAGGUGGGCGACGCCCUCAUCCUGGAGACCACCUACCGCACACGCCUCAAGAUGCUAACCAAGUACUUCCAGGCCCAGUUCACUCCCAUCCACUGCUGCUACUCCUUGAAGUACGCCUUCUGCGAGCUGCUCAACUUCAUCAUCAGCCUGCUGAAUUUUUGGCUGAUGGACGUGGUAUUUAACGGGUUCUGGCACAAGUACAUCCACGCCCUGGCCGCCAUACCCGUUUACGACUGGAACCUGUGGAAUAUGAUGACGUCGCGCGUCUUCCCCAAGGUGGCCAAAUGUGAGAUGUUCACUUACGGGCCUAGCGGCACGCCCAAUAUCCUGGACAUUCUUUGCGUCCUUCCCCUAAAUAUCCUGAACGAGAAAAUCUUCGCCCUGCUGUACGUGUGGUUCCUGUUCAUUGCCAUGCUGGCGGGAAUCAAUCUCUGCUACCGCCUCCUCUUAUUCUGCUGCUCCGAGCUGCGCCUGCAGCUGCUGCGCACCCACCUGCGCGGCAUGCCAAAGUCCCAUGUGCGCGAGGUGCUGUCCACCGUCGGCUACGGCGACUGGUUCGUCCUCAUGUGCGUCAGCAUCAAUGUUAAUCCCUCGCUCUUUCGCGAUCUGUUCGAGCAGCUAUAUGCCAAGAGCAAGCAGUCAAGUUCCCAGGAUACCGAGGCACCGACGACAUUCCCGGAGCAGCAGCAGCAGCAGCAGCCACUGCACCUGCGCACCUCGUUUCAGGUGCACUCGAAAACCGAGGGCAGUUCCAGCCAGCAUCGCCACGUGGGCCUAGAUCCGAUGUCAGAUCGCCACAACAAUCGACGGGCGGAGGGAAUGCCCACUGCUCCGAACAUUCACCUGAUGGCGCCCAAUGACGAGAUCAUCAGCAUGGAUCGCUUCUAUCACGAGAGCCAGGCCUAG
Drosophila kikkawai is the source of this 1616-nucleotide messenger RNA. RefSeq names its product Innexin 6 (gene Inx6). NCBI's taxonomy places the organism in Eukaryota, Metazoa, Arthropoda, Insecta, Diptera, Drosophilidae. Gene Ontology annotation, cellular component: gap junction; plasma membrane. Gene Ontology annotation, molecular function: gap junction channel activity. The record is from RefSeq and is a predicted model, not a curated record. Gene Ontology annotation, biological process: phototransduction.